Pungitius pungitius (ninespine stickleback) is the source of this 1003-nucleotide messenger RNA. It is a transcript of the gene pla2g1b, whose product is annotated as phospholipase A2, group IB (pancreas). Gene Ontology annotation, biological process: lipid catabolic process; phospholipid metabolic process; arachidonate secretion. The transcript has 4 exons. Bases 412 to 861 code for a protein of 149 amino acids. NCBI's taxonomy places the organism in Eukaryota, Metazoa, Chordata, Actinopteri, Perciformes, Gasterosteidae. The record is from RefSeq and is a predicted model, not a curated record. Gene Ontology annotation, molecular function: calcium ion binding; phospholipid binding.
UUUUUAUUAAUACAACCAUUGUUAUUAUGUAUCGUCCUUCUCUUUAAUUACAAAAUGUGGCAUCAAACUGGAGCGAAUGAGUUGUCACUCAAGCACAAACUUAAACAAGAUUUGGAUAAUCCUCGCCCAUAUAUUGUGAAAAAAAACAAUCAGGCUUAAUUCAUGAUUGUGGAGAUGAUGUGCUGUGACAUGCUUCCCCCGACACACAGCUCGGUCUAAGAGAACACCGCAGAAAAUGUAACGUGUUAAAUGCAUGCCGAGGUAAUCGCAAUUCUCAACUACAAACUUUAGAAAAAGCACCACCUCAUUUGAACCUCCCACCUUCUCUUCUCCCCCUUAUCUGCACGUUCACUCUCAGCUCCUGACAUAUAAACUGACUGAACUCAAACUCAUGUUCUUCUUACUGCAGCCAUGAACGUGACGGCUCCCCUGCUGCUGCUGCUUCUCACUGCUUGUGCAGCCCGUGCUGCCCUGAUACCCAAGGCCUUAUGGCAGUUUGGGAAUAUGAUCUCCUGCAUUCAGCCUGGCGCCAACCCUCUAAUUUACAACAAUUACGGCUGCUGGUGCGGCUUCGGAGGAAGUGGCAGCCCUGUGGAUGAGUUGGACAUGUGCUGUAAAGUUCAUGAUAAAUGCUAUCAAGCAAGCAGAAAGCUUCCUGGAUGCUCGGGUAUCCUCAACCUUCCCCAUGUUCUGGUCUAUGACUACACCUGUUCAAAUGAACAAGUGACCUGCUCAGCUACCAACGAUAAGUGCCAGGCUGCCACAUGCAAGUGUGAUCGGGACGCUGCUUACUGCUUCGCUAAUGCCGAGUACAAUGCUGAAAACAAAAACCUGGAUCACAAAGUCCACUGCGUCAACUGAGUUGGAAAAAAACAAGCUAGAAAAGCUAGAAAGGCUGUCUUAUCUAAUUUGAAUUUCUGUGUAAUUUGAACACAAAAUGUGUAAAAGGGGUUUGAUUUUGUACAAUGACAUAAAUUUGAAUAAAAGUAGGCAAUUGAUUUGA